AUGGCCGACGAACCCUCCUUCACCAGCUUCCACAACAUCGUCGCCGGAAAGCCUCGCGGCUCGGAAAAGACCUCGUACACGGUCGAUCCGGCCACGCUGGAAAACCUGUGGGAGAUCCCCGUCGCCACGGAGCAGGAUGUCCACGACGCCGUCACGGCGGCCAAGGACGCCUUCAAGUCAUGGAAGAAGACGCCGUUCGACGAACGACUGCGGUUGUUGAAGGCCUGGGGCGACGCUUGCCGGCCGUAUCUGAAGCAGUUCGGCGAAGUCAUCAUGAAGGAAAAUGGGAAACCGAGAGCGUUUGGUGAAUUCGAGGCCAACCACUCCUUCAACGAGGCCUUCAACUACUUCCUCACCCUGAAGUUUCCCGAGGAAGACCACACGGUCAACGACCGGGACUACCAUGUGCGAUACACGCCUCUGGGGGUUGUGGUGGCCAUCUGCGCCUGGAACUUUCCGCUCGGCCAGCCCGUCAUGAAGGCUCUGCCGGCGUUGCUGGCGGGCAACACCUGCAUCGUCAAGACAUCCCCCUUCACCCCCUACAGUGGCAUGAAGGUGGUGGAACUGGCCCAGAAGAUCCUGCCGCCGGGCGUGCUACAAGUCCUCAGCGGCGACGACCGACUCGGGCCCUGGCUCACCCAUCAUCCUUGGGUGAACAAGAUCUCCUUCACCGGCUCCACGGCGUCGGGAAGAAAGGUGGCCGAAGCCGCGGCCAAAGGACUCAAACGCGUGACCCUGGAGCUCGGUGGAAACGAUCCGGCCAUCGUAUUCCCGGAUGUCGAUGUGGAGAAGAUCGCGCCUGAUCUCUGCUUCGGCUCCUUCUGGAACACGGGACAGGUGUGCACGGCGGUCAAGCGGAUCUACAUCCACAAAGACAUCUACACGCAGCUACUCGACGCCAUGGCUCGCGCGGUGAACAAGUGGAAGGUCGGGGCCGGCACGGAAGCCGGAGCCAUGGUGGGGCCGAUGCAGAACGAGAUGCAGUACAAGAAGGUCCGAGGCCUUUUUGAGGAGGCCAAGCAGAAGGGUUAUGCGGCCAAGUUCGGCGGAGACGUCAAGGACACCAAGGGCUUCUUCUUGGAGCCCACCAUCAUCGACAACCCGCCACCGGACUCGACGCUGGUGACGGAGGAGCAGUUUGGACCAAUCGUGCCGGCCAUUCCGUGGUCCAGCGAAGAGGAAGUGAUUGAAAGUGCCAACAAUACCGCCAUGGGUCUGGGCGCCAGUGUCUGGACCAAGGAUCUCGACCGCGCCCGCCGGGUGGCCGAGCAGCUCGAGGUCGGCAGUGUGUACAUCAACAGCUACGAGAAGGUCUCGUUCCGAGUGCCGUUUGGCGGCCACAAGGACAGCGGCAUCGGCGUCGAGUGCGGCCCCAACGCCCUGGUGCCGUUCUGCAACAUGCAGGUGCUGCACUACAACUUCAAGACGGCGUAG
Messenger RNA from Capronia epimyces CBS 606.96, 1434 nucleotides. RefSeq lists its product as uncharacterized. The record is from RefSeq and is a predicted model, not a curated record. The transcript is spliced from 6 exons. Lineage: Eukaryota; Fungi; Ascomycota; Eurotiomycetes; Chaetothyriales; Herpotrichiellaceae. Gene Ontology annotation, molecular function: aldehyde dehydrogenase (NAD+) activity. The coding region runs from base 1 to 1434 and encodes 477 amino acids.